Messenger RNA from Suricata suricatta (meerkat), 1292 nucleotides. RefSeq names its product TNF superfamily member 15 (gene TNFSF15). Gene Ontology annotation, cellular component: membrane. NCBI's taxonomy places the organism in Eukaryota, Metazoa, Chordata, Mammalia, Carnivora, Herpestidae. Bases 483 to 1250 code for a protein of 255 amino acids. The transcript has 5 exons. The record is from RefSeq and is a predicted model, not a curated record. Gene Ontology annotation, molecular function: tumor necrosis factor receptor binding. Gene Ontology annotation, biological process: immune response.
CUUUCACAGGUGGAUGUGGGGUAGAGGCCAGAACUCCAAAUAAUGAGGAACUAGACCAUCUUUCCAGCUCCUCUGUCCUAAUCCCUGGAUGACCCAAAGCAAGUGCCUUCACUUUCCAGAACUUCGGUUUUCCUGACUGUGCAAGAAGAACGGGCCCCUGUGAAGCUCAGAACUGCAGAGCGCUUGGCAGCACUUUGCAUGGUGGUGAUGCAAACGCGAUUUCUAUUUCCCCCGGUCUGCAAGCCACACCACACAUCUCCCCGGCCUUCACUUUCACUUCCAGGAGCGGCGCACUCCCCAGACUGGCAUGGCUGGCUGGCCUCCAGCGCUGGGAACAGCUAUAUUUUAAUUCACCCCGCCCACUGCCUUGAUGGAUUCUUUUUCUCCUCCUCCAGGGACUUUCCUCACUUCCUUCUGUAAACGAAGGAAGAAGCACAUGAGCACACUGGGGAGUCUGAGCUGUCUCCAGGACGAGCAGGAGCAUGGCAGAGAAUCUGGGGCUGGGCUUCGGGGAAACAGCCAGCGUGGAAAUGCUGCCUGAGGAAGAUAGCUGCACGCCCAAGGUCAGAGCCAGCCUGGCAGCUGGGAGCAGCGCCCGCUGGCCUCUCACUUGCUGCCUAGUGUCGCUCCCCAUCCUGGCAGGACUCACCACCUAUCUGCUUGUGGGCCAGCUCCGGGCCCAAGGAGACACCUGUGUGGACCAGAUUCCAAAAGGGCAGGAGUUUGGACCUUCACAUCAGCGAGCUUAUGCAUUUCCUGGAGCUGGUGGGGACAAGCCAAGGGCACACCUGACAGUUGUGAGACAAAGUCCCACACAGCCCUUGAAAAAUCAGUUCCCAGCUCUGCACUGGGAACAUGAACUUGGUUUGGCCUUCACCAAGAACCGGAUGAACUAUACAAAUAAAUUCCUGGUGAUCCCAGAGUCUGGAGACUACUUUGUUUACUCCCAGGUCACGUUCCGAGGGACCACGUCUGAGUGUGGUGAAAUCCGCCAAGGGACUCGACUGAACAAGCCAGACUCCAUCAUCGUGGUAAUCACCAAGGUAACAGACAGCUACCCAGAGCCGACCCAGCUCCUAAUGGGGACCAAGUCAGUGUGCGAAGUAGGUAGCAACUGGUUCCAGCCCAUCUACCUAGGGGCCAUGUUUUCCCUGCAGGAAGGGGACAAGCUGAUGGUCAACGUCAGUGACAUCUCUUUGGUGGAUUACACAAAAGAAGAUAAAACUUUCUUUGGAGCCUUCUUGAUAUAGGGGCAAGGCACACAUCCUUGGGUGAAGGUCCUCUGCCUCCAA